AUCGUGAGGCGAGGGAGAUUGAGAUCGAUGCACUGUUCAAGCGAGUGGAUACCGAUGGUACGGGCCAUAUACUUAAACGCGACAUCAUCUCUGCGGUGGGCACUCUGACGCGCCGCAGUCUGGUCCAUAUGGGCGAAGAGUACACCGAGCAACUGCAAGUGUAUUUGGACCAGUACAAACAGAAAACCAGCGAUAUAAGCGGUAUGUUGGGUGUCUGA
This is a messenger RNA of Sphaeroforma arctica JP610, 218 nucleotides long. RefSeq lists its product as hypothetical. The record is from RefSeq and is a predicted model, not a curated record. The transcript has a single exon. The annotation marks the transcript as partial. Gene Ontology annotation, molecular function: calcium ion binding. Lineage: Eukaryota; Ichthyosporea; Ichthyophonida.